This is a messenger RNA of Triticum turgidum subsp. durum (durum wheat), 1422 nucleotides long. The record is from the annotation of a GenBank genome assembly. NCBI's taxonomy places the organism in Eukaryota, Viridiplantae, Streptophyta, Magnoliopsida, Poales, Poaceae.
AUGGGCGCCUGCCUGUCCUCCUCCAAGCAGGAGGCCGACGCGGAGCGCCUGCUCGGCCACGGCCAGUUCGGCUACACCUUCGCCGCCGUCGACCGCCUCUCCGGGGACCGCGUCGCCGUCAAGCGCAUCGACAAGGCCAAGAUGACCCGACCUGUUGCUGUGGAAGAUGUAAAGAGAGAAGUGAAGAUUCUUAAAGCCCUUAAAGGCCAUGAGAACAUUGUUCACUUCGACAAUGCAUUCGAGGACGAUUCAUAUGUGUAUAUUGUGAUGGAACUUUGUGAAGGUGGUGAACUAUUGGACCGGAUUUUGGCAAAAAAAAACAGCCGCUAUAGUGAGAAAGACGCUGCAGUGGUGGUGCGGCAGAUGCUCAAAGUGGCUGCUGAGUGUCAUCUGCGUGGGUUAGUCCAUCGAGAUAUGAAGCCUGAGAACUUCCUUUUCAAAUCAACCAAGGAGGACUCGCCUCUGAAGGCAACAGAUUUUGGUUUGUCAGACUUCAUAAAACCAGGGAAGAAGUUCCGUGAUAUAGUUGGCAGUGCCUAUUAUGUUGCACCAGAAGUAUUAAAACGGCGGUCUGGACCUGAGUCGGAUGUUUGGAGCAUAGGAGUUAUAACUUACAUUUUGCUCUGUGGGAGGCGCCCCUUUUGGGAUAAAACAGAGGAUGGCAUAUUCAAGGAGGUUCUAAGAAACAAGCCUGAUUUCCGUAAGCGACCUUGGCCAAGCAUCAGUUCAAGUGCUAAAGAUUUUGUUAAAAAAUUACUGGUGAAGAACCCAAGGGCGAGAUUGACAGCAGCUCAAGCUCUCUCACAUCCAUGGGUGAGAGAAGGAGGAGAUGCAUCUGAGAUCCCUGUCGAUAUAUCUGUGUUGUAUAACAUGCGCCAAUUUGUCAAGUACAGCCGUUUUAAGCAAUUUGCGCUGCGGGCAUUAGCAAGUACAGUCAAUGAGGAAGAGCUAGCGGAUCUAAAGGACCAAUUCGAUGCUAUUGACGUUGAUAAAAGUGGAUCAAUUAGCAUUGAAGAAAUGCGGCAUGCCCUUGCGAAGGAUCUUCCUUGGAGAUUGAAGGGCCCUCGUGUUCUUGAGAUCAUUCAAGCGAUCGACAGCAACACGGAUGGCCUUGUCGAUUUCAAAGAGUUUGUUGCGGCAACUCUCCACAUACAUCAGAUGGCUGAGCUGGACUCUGAAAGGUGGGGCCUGCGCUGCCAAGCUGCUUUCAGCAAAUUUGAUCUGGAUGGUGAUGGAUACAUCACCCCCGAUGAACUUAGAAUGCACACGGGCUUAAAGGGAUCCAUCGAGCCAUUGCUGGAGGAGGCCGACAUCGACAAGGACGGGCGGAUAAGCCUGUCCGAGUUCCGCAAGCUCCUCCGAACCGCGAGCAUGAGCAACCUGCCGAGCCCGUCCGGAGUUCCGAAUCCCCAGGCUCUGUGA